AUGCCUCCCCGCUCGAGAGCCAUUCUGGCUCAGAGGCCGUUCCAGGCCCUCGCCCGCAGGUGCUACUCCACAGCGAACGAGCCACCUUUGAUCCGCGUCACCAACCUGCCCGCGCCCAACACGGGCCACAUCCGGAUCCUCGAGCUGAACCGGCCCUCGGCGCGGAAUGCCAUUUCCAGAGCCCUGCUGACGUCCCUCCGCGGCGAAAUCGACGACGUCCACUCGCAGUAUGACGCGUCGACCGGGGAGGAGCUGGCUGCGAAGAGCUGGAACAAGCGUUUCGGGGGCGCGGCGGGCCAGGACGACAAGGGCCCCACGAGGGCGGUGAUUCUGGCCAGUGCGGUGGACAGCUCCUUUUGCGCGGGCGCGGACUUGAAGGAGAGAAGGGGCUUCUCGCCCGAGGAGACAGCCGCCUUCCUCGCCCUGCUCCGCUCCACCUUCACGAACAUCUCCGCCCUGCCCAUCCCGACCAUCUCAGCCAUCAGCUCCCUCGCCCUCGGGGGCGGCCUGGAGCUGGCCCUGUCCACGCACUUCCGCGUCCUGUCCUCCAACGCCGUGAUCGGGCUGCCCGAGACCAGGCUGGGCAUCAUCCCCGGCGCCGGCGGCACCCACCGCCUGCCCGCGCUGAUCGGCAUCGGCCGCGCGCGCGACCUGGUCCUCACCGGCAGGCGGGUGUCUGCGCCCGAGGCCUACUUCCUCGGCAUCGCGGACCGCCUGGUCGAGGUCGUGCCGGAGAGCGAGGAGGACGUGGAGAAGCUGAAGAGCGGCGACAAGGAGGCUGCGGAAAAGGUCCUGUCUUUGGCUCGGCGGGAUGCGUUGAGCGAGGCUGUCAGGCUGGCCACGGAGAUCUGUGAGGGUGGACCAGUCGCGGUCAGGGCGGCCUUGCAGGCCGUGCAGAGGCCGCACGAGGAGGUGGAAAAUGCUAUGUACGACCGGGUCGUCAAAACCGAGGAUAGGGAUGAGGCCCUAAAGGCUUUUGGGGAGAAGAGGAAACCCGUGUUCAAGGGGAGGUGA
This is a messenger RNA of Diaporthe amygdali, 1014 nucleotides long. RefSeq names its product methylglutaconylhydratase. Gene Ontology annotation, biological process: fatty acid beta-oxidation. Bases 1 to 1014 code for a protein of 337 amino acids. NCBI's taxonomy places the organism in Eukaryota, Fungi, Ascomycota, Sordariomycetes, Diaporthales, Diaporthaceae. Gene Ontology annotation, cellular component: mitochondrion. Gene Ontology annotation, molecular function: enoyl-CoA hydratase activity. The record is from RefSeq and is a predicted model, not a curated record. The transcript is spliced from 2 exons.